AUGCUUUCUGAGUUCGUUGUAGUUGAAGUUCGUAUCGAAAAAACAACUUAUAUAAAGAGUCUAAUAUUGGAAGUAGAUAUUGUUGAAAUGUUGAGAAGUUCCAGUUUUGAAGUAAUUCAUAUUAGG
This is a messenger RNA of Racocetra persica, 126 nucleotides long. The record is from the annotation of a GenBank genome assembly. NCBI's taxonomy places the organism in Eukaryota, Fungi, Glomeromycota, Glomeromycetes, Diversisporales, Gigasporaceae.